Molecule: messenger RNA, 870 nt
Organism: Insectozyma verbasci
Lineage: Eukaryota; Fungi; Ascomycota; Pichiomycetes; Serinales; Debaryomycetaceae
Source: the annotation of a GenBank genome assembly
AUGUCUGAUACUGAAUAUAUACCCUGGAUUUCACAAUUUACUGAAUUAUUUGGUCAUGAUUAUUUUGUUCAAGUUUCACAAGAAUUUAUUGAAGAUGAUUUUAAUUUAACUGGUUUAUCUUCGCAAGUUCCAUAUUAUAGAGAAGCGUUAUAUACAAUACUAGAUUAUCAAGUAGAAACAGCAGAAGAUAAAAAUGGAAACAAUAACACCAACACUACCGAAUCAUCAAAGAAAACAGAAUUACCAAAUAAGGCACUUUUAGCUCAUUCAGCAGAGUUACUUUAUGGCCUCAUACAUGCUCGUUAUAUAGUUUCGAAGCAAGGUUUAACUGCCAUGGCUUCAAAAUUUGAAAGAAAUGAUUUUGGUUCAUGUCCAAGAUAUUUUUGUGAUGGUAUGCAUUUGAUACCGGUUGGUUCAACAGAUAUCCCGGGACAAGAAACUGUUCGAUUAUAUUGUCCAUGUUGUAAUGAUAUUUAUAUUCCUUCAAGUUCAAGAUAUUUAAAUAUUGAUGGGGCUUUUUUCGGUACUACUUUCCCUGGUUUAUUAGUCAAAAUGUUUCCAGAGAUUGAAAACCAUUGUAAGAUAAGAAUAAAUAAAUUUUCAUCGAAUGAUUUUGGUUUAAAAUUAUUUGGUUUUAAAAUUAAUGAAUUAAGUGCCACGGGGCCAAGAAUGAAAUGGUUAAGAAUGCAUCCAAAAACUGAAUUAGAAAAAUUGGAAUAUGAAAAAUGUGAAUAUGAUAUACCGAAAAUUAUAAAUGAAGAAGAAGAAGAACAAGAUAUUGAUGAUGAUGAUGAUAUAGAGGAAGAAGAUGAUGAGGAGAUGGAUGAUGAUGUAGAGGAGGCUGAUGAUAAAACAAUGGCAAGUGAGUAA